This is a messenger RNA of Aspergillus alliaceus, 853 nucleotides long. RefSeq names its product AP-1 complex subunit sigma. NCBI's taxonomy places the organism in Eukaryota, Fungi, Ascomycota, Eurotiomycetes, Eurotiales, Aspergillaceae. Gene Ontology annotation, biological process: vesicle-mediated transport; protein transport. Gene Ontology annotation, molecular function: clathrin-cargo adaptor activity. Gene Ontology annotation, cellular component: intracellular membrane-bounded organelle; AP-1 adaptor complex. The record is from RefSeq and is a predicted model, not a curated record. The annotation marks the transcript as partial. The transcript has 5 exons.
GAGGGAGAGAGAAACAGCACCGUCAAAAAACCCCCUCCGCGCGGCCCGUGCAAAACAAUUCCUCCAGAAGCUCUGCGAGUUGUUGCUUUCCCUCCACAACUCCUUAUCGUGGCCUCUUCUCUUCCCAUCACCAUCCAGAUCACACCGCACACAAUGGCAAUUAACUACUUGAUUCUCCUCUCCCGUCAGGGCAAAGUGCGCCUGGCCAAAUGGUUCACAACUCUUUCCCCAAAGGAGAAGGCCAAAAUCAUCAAGGAUGUGACUCAACUCGUCCUGUCCCGUCGGACAAGGAUGUGCAACUUUCUCGAGUAUAAGGACUCCAAGGUCGUCUACCGCCGUUAUGCCUCCCUGUUCUUCAUCGCCGGAUGCGCAUCUACCGAUAACGAGCUGAUCUCCCUUGAAAUCGUGCACCGUUACGUCGAGCAGAUGGAUAAGUACUACGGCAAUGUCUGCGAGCUGGACAUCAUAUUCAACUUCCAGAAGGCAUACUUCAUCCUAGAUGAGUUGCUGUUGGCGGGAGAGAUGCAGGAGAGCAGCAAGAAGAAUGUUCUCCGAUGCAUCAGUCAACAGGACAGUCUCGAAGAUAUGGAGGUUGAGGAAGAUGUGGUUACGAAGAUUAUGUAGCGGCUUUUCCCGUUCGGCAACUGGAGCGUUCCUGUGUUACUAUAUUUGGAUUUCCGCUUUAGGGACUUUUGGGAGGACAUAUUGGCGUUGGACGUACAUAGGCGUUGUUUUCUACCCUGUUGACGACAGACUAAUUAAUUAUACCACAUGGAUUCUUUUCAAUUGCCGCAACCAAGGAAAGGAUUCCCAAUGUUUGGGUGUCCCAAGACCCGAGUUCCCCCCCCCCCCC